Messenger RNA from Ochotona curzoniae (black-lipped pika), 1002 nucleotides. It is a transcript of the gene FAM43B, whose product is annotated as family with sequence similarity 43 member B. The transcript has a single exon. The record is from RefSeq and is a predicted model, not a curated record. The coding region runs from base 1 to 1002 and encodes 333 amino acids. NCBI's taxonomy places the organism in Eukaryota, Metazoa, Chordata, Mammalia, Lagomorpha, Ochotonidae.
AUGCUACCCUGGAGACGUAACAAAUUCGUGCUGGUGGAGGACGAGGCCAAGUGUAAGGCGAAGAGCUUGAGUCCGGGGCUUACCUACACGUCGCUGCUCUCCAGCUUCCUGCGCUCCUGCCCGGAUCUGCUCCCGGACUGGCCGCUGGAGCGUCUGGGCCGCGUGUUCCGCAGCCGGCGCCAGAAAGUGGAGCUGAACAAGGAGGACCCCACCUACACCGUGUGGUACCUGGGCAACGCCGUCACCCUGCACGCCAAGGGCGACGGUUGCACAGACGACGCCGUGGGCAAAAUUUGGGCGCGCUGCGGUCCGGGCGGGGGCACCAAGAUGAAGCUGACGCUGGGGCCGCACGGCAUCCGCAUGCAGCCUUGCGAGCGCAGCGCGGCCGGAGGCUCGGGAGCCCGCAGGCCGGCGCACGCCUACCUGCUGCCGCGCAUCACCUACUGCACGGCGGACGGUCGCCAUCCGCGCGUCUUCGCCUGGGUCUACCGCCACCAGGCGCGUCACAAGGCCGUGGUGCUGCGCUGCCACGCCGUGUUGCUAGCGCGGGCGCACAAGGCGCGCGCCCUGGCCCGCCUGCUCCGCCAGACCGCGCUGGCGGCCUUCAGCGACUUCAAGCGCCUACAACGCCAGAGCGACGCGCGCCACGUGCGCCAGCAGCACCUGCGCGCGGGGGGUGCUGCCGCCUCGGUGCCCCGUGCCCCUCUGCGCCGCUUGCUCAAUGCCAAGUGCGCCUACCGGCCGCCGCCGACGGAGCGCGGCCGCGGGGCGCCACGCCUCAGCAGCAUCCUGGAGGAGGAUGAGGAAGAGGCAGAGGGGGCGGAGGGGGCAGAGAAGUGCGAGGGAGGAGCCCCCCAGAACGAGCGGGCUGAGGUGCUCAGCCUAACCCGGGAGCUGAGGACGUGCAGCCUGCGGGGCGUCCCGGCACCGCCACCGCCGCCACCCGCACUGCCCCGUCGCUGGAGGGCUGGCUCCUGGGAGCGCGCGGGCCAGGCACGAUGA